This is a messenger RNA of Caenorhabditis auriculariae, 2863 nucleotides long. NCBI's taxonomy places the organism in Eukaryota, Metazoa, Nematoda, Chromadorea, Rhabditida, Rhabditidae. The record is from the annotation of a GenBank genome assembly.
AUGUCGGAAGAAUACGACUCAGUGGUGCCGCCGAACGCGAAGCGGCUGAAGACCGACGGCUACGUUGAGGAGAAAAAAGUUCUGUACGUGGUCCUCGAAGGGUGCAGCCUCGAGACGGCCAAGGUGCGAACACGGCCGAAUUAGUUGGACUUUACUCGCGUAGAAGUAGUAACCUCUUUCUCCAGCUCUUCAGGGAUUCGAAGAUUGGCGAAUUUUCCGAAAGCGACUUCUUCAUAUCGCUGGGAAUGUUUCCAACGAAUCCUUCUCCACUUCUUAUUUUUCCUAACUUUUUCGCUUUGAAUGUUAUUUUACAAACUGGAUGGUGAAGUUUUGAUGAAAAAUAAAAGGAAGAACCCGAUUAAAACUUGAAGAAAAAAAGUAAGUGAGAGAAAAAUCGGGGAAGGAUUCGUCGGAAAAGUCGUUGUGUCGUGAUUUCGCAAAUCAAGUUCGCCGUAUCAUUUUUCGCCUUUUUUGUUUGGGCUCGUAUGAAAUCUAAGUAGAAAUAAGUUCCGUCAAAAAGUAAUGAGAAAAAAGUUGAGAUUAAAGAAAUUAUCAGAGUUGAGAUAGCUUUUGAAUGCAUACAACAAGAAAAAUUAUAUUUCUUAAAAAAUUUCAAAAUGAUGAAGAAAGUUUCAUAAAUCGUUAGCCAAAACUCGUAUGAAAAAAGUCAUGGAUCUUUCAACAGCGAAUGCGUAAUGAAAUUAUGAAAAAAAAAUUAAAGCUCGAGAAAUUUUCAAGUUUCCGAUCAGAACAAGAAAAUAGUUAGAAUAUAAUACAAAAGCACGCAUUCGAUAAUCAUUUUUCAUUUCAAUAUUUUUCCUCGUUAAGACACAAAAAGGCUACGAGAUCCUGUGCAGCGACAAACACGCGGGAUUCCUGAGGAAAAACAAAAAAGAUCCGGCCGACUACCGUCCCGACAUUCUGCAUCAAGUGAGCUUCCGUCUCCUCGAAAUUCCCAGCCUCAGAAAAGACUACUCAAAUCGGUUUUUGCACUGACGAAAAAAAAAUAAAACAUUUCGAUAGGAAUAAGAUGAAGAAGAUGAAAUUUUUCUCUGAACAGCAGUACUCUCAAAGAUAAACGGAUUUGAGUGUCUGCUGAACCUUCUGGACAGUCCUCUGAACCGGGCCGGUCGACUGCGGGUCUUCUUCCGGACGACGAAAAACGUCCUCGUCGACGUCUCCCCCCAGUGCCGCAUCCCCAGAACUUUCGACCGGUUUUGCGGCCUCAUGGGUUGGUUUUGUGUCUCUCCGAUAACUAGGCCUCUCGAAAGUUUUCUUGCGGGGAACGGAAUCCGAAUGAAGGGAGAAGCGGGGGUUAAAAACAGCCUCGAAUUUUUCCAUCGGAAAAUCAAAGAAAAUCGAUUUUCUUUUUCAAAUACCAGUCUCUUCGAACGGGCAAGUUUCCAAAAUUACUUUUUGAAUUAAAUUAAUUUUUGUUUUCAGUACAACUUCUACACAAAAUGACCAUUCGAGCCGCAGAAACUUCACAAAAACUGAUGGCCGUGAGUUUCCUUUUUAUUUAUUUAUUUUUUUUUUGAAUUUCAAUCGAGUAAAUUCUCUUUUCUUUUGAGAUGUGAAGGAAUUCUAUAUCUUGGAUGUUUGAGAAUGGAAAUUUUUCACGGAUCCUUCGAAAGCAUCUUUUUGAUCAGGUCGUUCAGUAAAUAUUCAAGUUCAGGUUGUCAAAAAUCCGGUUUCGAAUCAUUUGCCCGUCGGGAGCCGCAAGGUUCUCAUGUCUUUCAAUGUCAAUGUGAGUUUUUUUUUUCGAAAUCCACAAAAGUUGAGUAAAUAGAAUACUUCUUUUUUUCUUUGAAAAAGUCGAAAAUAGACAAAAAAGUGACGUUUUCGUUUCACGUUUUUCAAUUAUCAAUGUAUUUGUAUGUCUCGAAGAAGGAAAAAAAGAAAAAAAUGCGCUAAAUGAGAAAGGGUUAAAAAAAUUAUCCAAAAUGAGAAAAAGGUACCUAAAAAUAUAAAAAAACAUCUAUGUUGUUGAAUGAAUUAUAAAUUUACAUUCACCUUCAAUUUUUUUGUAGCUCUAUAAAUUGAUAUAAACUUUGUAUUUAGCUUUUGUGAAUAAAUUGCGACAUUUCGGAAUAUUGAAGCUUUGCUGGUAUGCAUUUAGUUGAAAAUUGAAAAAAAAAACGACAGAUUUAAAACAGGGAAUGGACGAGAGCAUGAUCGUUAUAUGAACGGACGAUAAAAAUUUAUAAAUAUUUUUUUUUCAGGAACUGAUUAUGCCCAAUAAAUUGGCGAAGCCGGAGGACAACGAGCCUUUGGUGCUGGUUAUUGGAGGAAUUGCGCGUGGAAAGGUCAGUUCUUUCUAUUCCAACUACACGGUGAAGAAAAACAUUUAGGUGGGAUCAGCUUUUCGAGUUUUUAUUUCUGAAGACUGGUCGAAAAGUUUCCAAAAAGCGUUUUCGUUCUUUCGAUAAGGUCGAGAGAGAUUAUGGAUUUUUAUUACCAGAACCUCAAUAAAUUCAAUUUAUAAACACAUCAAAAAGUUAUUUUUAUUUUAUUAAGAAAAAUUUUGUUUGAAGUAAGUGGAAUUUAAUGAAAACCUUUCUCUGAAUCUUUAGAUUCCAUUGCGAAAAGUUUAAAUAUCAGUUUUUGGAUAUUGUCUCAACCUGAAAUGAAAAGAAAACUAAAGAAGAAGACAAUCUUUCGCGCAGCCUUUAUAGAUGGCAACAUUAAUCGGGGUUUUCCUCGAUCAAGUUUGGAAUGAAUCGAUGAAGAUGAGAUAGUUUUUGCUCAGAUCGACGUCGACUACACGGAGCAACAGGCCAAAAUCAGUAACUAUCCCUUGAGUGCGGCUCUGACAUGCGCCAAAGUGACCAGCGGCCUCGAGGAGAUCUGGGACAUCAUUUGA